This is a messenger RNA of Vicia villosa (hairy vetch), 1020 nucleotides long. RefSeq lists its product as uncharacterized. Bases 1 to 1020 code for a protein of 339 amino acids. NCBI's taxonomy places the organism in Eukaryota, Viridiplantae, Streptophyta, Magnoliopsida, Fabales, Fabaceae. The record is from RefSeq and is a predicted model, not a curated record. The transcript is spliced from 2 exons.
AUGGAUACUAUGUUAGGGUUCUCAAGGAUUAAAAAGGGAUAUUAUACAGGUAUUGGAAAGAAGGUUGAGAUUGCUGAUUUGGCCAAAGCCUUAGAAGUGCCCGCGGCGGAUUUAGAGCCUAACUACAAAACUGAUGAUAAUGUACAUGGGAUUAGGAGAUCUUAUUUAGAAGCUCAAGCUAUGUUGUAUGCUCAAAAGAAACAAUGGGACAUUUGUAGACAUUUUCUGGCUCUCUUAAUUUUUGGUGUUAUUUUAUUGCCUAAAAAGGCGGAAUAUGUGGAUCAUGAUGCAAUUCAUGUUUUUACAUCCUUUAGGGUUUCAGAUGUGGAUCCAACUCCUACGAUCCUCGCUAAUAUUUACUAUACCAUCCAUACUCGAUGCGAAAAGAAAAGGGGAAUGUUAUUUUGUUGUGUGCAUUUAUUGUACUCUUGGUUGACUUCUCACAUUUACAAAGCUAAUUACUUGGUUAAGGAUUUGACUAGACAUGAGUGGUCGCAAAAAUUAAGGGCUCUCAAAGCGGAUUCCAUCUUUUGGUACGCAAGAAAGCAGAACUACGAAAGGAUUAUUUACAAAUGUGGAGACUUCCCUAAUGUACCUUUAAUUGGGACUUUAGGUUGUAUUAAUUAUAAUCCCGUGCUAGCAUUGCGCCAACUGGGCCAUUCUAUGGAUGAUGAACCUUCCAAGCAACAAGUGGAGGAAUUAAUUUUGCAUGAUAUGGGAAAGGGUGAUCCUAGAACAUUGAAAAAGGUUAUUCAAGCUUGGAAAUCCGUUCAAACAAAGAAAUUUGGGCCGAAGAAUGUCAUAGCUAAGGAGCCUUACACCAGAUGGGGUCAAGAAAGGGUCGGAAGGAUUUUGCUACCAUUUAUUGUGGAUCCCGUGUUAGAGCAUGCAGGUGUGGAAAUCGCAAAUUGGAAAAGGUACUACGAACAAGCUUCCCGGGAUAAAAAGGAGUCCGAGGAGAAUUUGGAAACUAUGAUAUUCGAGUUAACUAUAGGACCAAGGAUCAAGAGAGGCAAAUAA